ACAAGGAAAAAUUCAAAGCAUUCAGUAAAAGCAAAAGUCAACGCUCUCACAACUCAAAAGGCUUUCUGCGAAGUUCGUCGCAAAUGGCUCUGAUUCCAAGCAUUUUCGGUGGCUGCCGGAGCAACGUUUUCGACCCCUUCUCUCUAGACAUAUGGGAUCCUUUUGAGGGCUUCCCGUUCCCCAGCGCUCUCUCCUCUGUUCCAUCCUCUGCUCGCGAUACCUCUGCAUUUGUCAAUGCUAGGAUUGAUUGGAAAGAGACACCAGAAGCUCACGUAUUCAACGUUGACCUUCCUGGGUUGAAGAAGGAAGAGGUGAAGGUGGAGAUUGAAGAAGAUCGGGUACUGCAGAUCAGUGGAGAGAGGAGCAGAGAGCAGGAAGAGAAGAAUGAUACAUGGCACAAGGUGGAGAGAAGCAGUGGGAAGUUCUUGAGGAGGUUCAGGUUACCGGAAAAUACAAAGAUGGACCAGGUCAGGGCUAGCAUGGAGAACGGCGUGCUUACUGUGACUGUUCCAAAGGAAGAAGAGAAGAAGCCUGAAGUCAAGUCUAUUCAGAUUUCUGGUUAAAUGUCAUCUCUCUUGUUCUCUGUUCUUCAGUCCCAUGUUGGAAUUGUAAUUGUAAAACACUGAAAAUUUGUGUGUUGGUAUGAAAUAAAAAUUCUGAAUGUAAUAAGAGGUUACAGAUAUAAAAUAAACUCUUUUUUUUUUGAGAUUGAACUCUUCUCCAAAUUCAUUCGGAAAAACAGAUAUUUUUUUAAUACAAAAAGGGUGCAAGAGUCUCAGAAACUUAACGUGGAUGAAAAGCCAGAGAGAAGCUUGCCUCGAAUGAGAGACCAACUGAUGGUGGUUUCUUGACUGACAUACAAAAACAGAACUGCCAGUGGCUUUGGUGUUCCGACUUUGUCAAGAGCUCACUUCUUGACCAAUCUCAGAACAUCGCCAACAAGAUGUAAUGAACCAGUUACAAGGACCUAACCAAUCAAACAUGAACAUGUUA
This is a messenger RNA of Rubroshorea leprosula, 993 nucleotides long. The record is from the annotation of a GenBank genome assembly. Lineage: Eukaryota; Viridiplantae; Streptophyta; Magnoliopsida; Malvales; Dipterocarpaceae.